GCUGUUGUAUUAAUCUGCAAAUUUUCUCAGAUGACGCAAAGACUGUGACUUUGCCUCCUGUCCCCUCGCCCUCUUCAUCUCCACAUCCCUCCUCUCUUCCGUGUCUUUCCCGAUGCCUCGCUCUUGUCGGAUGGGAGAUAACGACACACAGCAGGCAGGAUGACAAACAAGUCGACAGCCAACCAGUCCAACACAAAAAAGGAGACAGAGGAAAACCAGCGAGAUGACAACACAGACGUUGCGUAUAAAGAUGCAGGUCACUGCAGCCGCAACACGCACAACCUACUGCUCGGACUCACUGUUUUGGGUGUUGUCAUGGGAGUUGGCUUUGGGAUGCUGCUGCGGUACUUGAAGGUGACGGACAGUUCUGCCCUCACUAUGGUUUCUUUCCCUGGAGAAAUCCUCAUGAGGAUGCUGAAGAUGCUCAUCCUGCCUCUAAUCAUCUCCAGCCUCAUCACAGGGCUGGCUGGUCUAGACGCCCGCUCCAGUGGCAGGAUGGGUAGUAGAGCCAUGGUGUAUUACAUGUCCACCACUGUAAUCGCUGCCAUCCUCGGGGUCAUCCUGGUGUUGGGGAUCCACCCGGGGAACCCCAAACUAAGGGGAGGCUCGUCAAGCUCAGUCCCGAAGAACCAGGAGGUCAGCAGUCUGGACGCUUUCCUCGACCUGCUCAGAAACCUUUUUCCUGAGAACCUGGUGCAGGCCUGCAUCCAACAGGUUCAGACGGUGCUGAAAAAGGAUCUGGUUGCACCACCAAACCAAACCGAACCUGUCUUGGUGAGCAGGAAGAAACUGGAGUACAAAUGGGGCAUGAAUGUCCUCGGCUUGAUUGGCUUCUUCAUCACCUUUGGGAUCUGCAUGAGCAGGAUGGGCGAGCGAGGGAAGAUCAUGUGCGACUUCUUCAACAUCCUCAACGAGAUCAUCAUGACGAUGGUUUCCAUGAUCAUGUGGUACUCUCCUAUCGGCAUCGCCUCACUGAUCGCAGGAAAGAUUGCGGCCAUCGGGGACCUUGAGAUGGUUGCCAGGCAGCUGGGCAUGUACAUGGUGACCGUGAUUGUGGGCCUGGUGAUCCACGGGGGCUUGAUCCUUCCUGCUAUAUUCUUUGCAAUCACCAGAAAAAGCCCCUUUACUUUCUACUCUGGAAUCUUCCAGGCUUGGAUCACAGCUCUGGGCACUGCUAGCAGCGCAGGAACGUUACCCGUCACCUUCCGCUGCCUGGAGGAAAAUCUGAAGAUUGAUAAGCGAGUGACUCGCUUCGUGCUGCCCAUAGGUGCCACCAUUAACAUGGACGGCACUGCGCUGUAUGAGGCCGUGGCAGCCAUCUUUAUUGCCCAGAUGAAUGACAUCACCCUGGACAGCGGACAGAUCAUCACUGUCAGUAUGACUGCUACCCUGGCCAGUGUUGGAGCUGCCAGUAUUCCCAGUGCCGGACUGGUUACCAUGCUACUGAUCCUGACGGCUGUGGGGCUGCCUACUCAGGACAUCAGUCUGCUCAUCGCUGUCGACUGGCUGCUUGACAGAAUGCGUACCUCCAUCAAUGUGGUGGGCGACUCGUUCGGCGCCGGGAUCGUGGACCACUUGUCGAAGGCGGAGCUUGCCGAACUUGACGCAGCAGAAAUGCAAAUGCUCCAGCCAGAGGAGGAGCUCGAUUUCAUCCCUCCGCCCCCGAUCCUCACCGAGAUGGACCUGAUUGACCCCAUCAAACCGCCCGCGCUGCCACCCCGCUCCCCUCGCCCACCCAAACAAAACCACCACAGUCUCUCCCAGUCUCAAUCCAUCACUUACUCACCGUCCCGUUCUAUCCGAUCUCCAUCCCCACGCUCCAUCCGCUCUCCCUCUCCGCGCUCCGUCUGCUCCCACUCCCCCCGGCCUUUCCGUACCCAUUCACCAUGCCUCCUCCGCAGGACGGAGGCGGGCUACUGCGCCCUGCCCAGCUACGACAACCAGAUUCCCACAAUGCCACGCUCCUACAGAGAGAGAGACAGGGAGCGGGAGCGUCUGAGGCGAGAGAGUGAAACCGAAGAGGAGGAGAGAGAGAGGGUUUUGGGUGAAGUAAGCGACGGCGAGGAGAGUGACGACACUGCUUAUGAUCGGAGGCACCCCAUGCUGCCGAGCGACCUGCCAUGAUUGGAGUUUUACCACCAAAAAGCUUCCAAAUCGACAGCUUUUGGAGGUCCACAGUGGAUUUCUGGCUGGUUACAUUGCUACCCUUCAGAUGUAUUUUCAGUUUACUGCUCUUAAGAAAGAACUUUUGUAUAAGUGAUCAAUGAGCUCACUUUGAGCUUGAUAUGCAUAUAUAUUAAAAUGUUGAGAUGGCCCUUAAAACCAGGCCUGUCGGCCUUUGGUUUCCUGCAAAAGAGCUUAAAUGGAGAGUUGUUUCCCCAGUUAAAUCAUGUCUCCAUCACUGUCUUGAUUUCCUAACCAAAUUUAAAAUGUUCCUGUAUGUCUGAACUUCCUUAAAUUUGCCUGAUAGGAGAGAAAUUGUGAGUCUGCUCCCAAUGAUAAAAGUAUUUUGGUGUUACCAGCAUUUAAAAGCGCAAGCAUGAGUUAUUAGUUGAUCCUUUACCUUUGCUCAACUCCUUCUCCUGUACUUCUACUAAUUUUCCUGGGAGGAAUUCAAUUCACUAUUUUAUAGGCUGUUAUGUGCCGGAAUAUUUCAGGUCUGGAAGCUGAACAUUUCUGUAGUGUCCACUGCUUUCCUGCCAGUUGAGAAAUAGUCCAGCACAUAAAGUAAGUGUCCAAAAAGCCACAACUUGGUUUUACACUUUUGUUUUUGUGUGGAUUAAACAAACAAAAUACAACAUGUUAAAGGGAUAGUUCAGAUAAUUUGAAGCGGGGUUGUAUGUGGUACUUUUCCAUAUUCAGUGUAUUACCUACAGUAGAUGGCGGUGGACAGGCACAGAAGCUAAGCAAUGUACUGCUGUGGAUAGGGGCAGCAAAUAAACGUAUUUUAGCCACCUAAAAAAAGGCCAACCUAAAAAAAGAAAAAACGAGUGUGAGUUUUAGUGUACACUAUAUUUAGAAUAUUUUCACUGUAGAAAACAGUUGCUGGUCUAGCGCUGCUCCCAUCGGUUAGUUUGUGUUAUUGUGUGAUUUUCGUGAAUCUGAACUAUGCCUUUAAAACACCGAAGUCAUACAAUAACAGAAACUAACUGGUUGAGGUUGAGGCAGCGGUAGACCAGCAACUCUGUGUUUUGGGAGGUAAAACGUUUUUGUGAAAGGAGUCUGGUGGCUUUGAAGAGAGCAUAGAGAACAGCUCAGUUUCGCCGUGUAAAGGGCUGUAAAAGUAAAGGUAAAGCAGUGAAAAUAUUCUAAAUAUAGUGUACACUUAAACAGAUGUUUAUUUUUUUAGGUGGCUACAAUACGUUUAGCUGCUGACCCCAGUCCACAGCAGUACAUUGCUUAGCCUCCAUGUCUGCAUGGCUGCUUCUCCAAAGUGAGGGCGUGCUGAUCGCCUAGAAAGCAUUUUUCCCAAAUGUCAAACUAUUCCUUUAAAUAACCUUGAGAAUAGCAACAGGUUCAUGUAAAUGAAAGAAUAUACAACCAGCAGACAUUAUUUUUAUAAUUCCCUACCUUCUUGCAUCUCUUUACAUUUUCGUCCUCGGUGCUGUUCUUGCACAUCACCUCUCAUCUUGAUGUUAAUAUUGUGUAUAUCAUCUAUGGUUUGUAUCUUCUUGUUGUGGUCUGGUGUCUGAAAUGAUGAGUAAUAGGCAAGAUUCCGCUUUUAUUUUGUUGUAUGUUUAAAUUUACUAGUUCUACUCUCACUUAUCAUUUUUAAAAUUGCUGUAAAAUAGCGUCAUCAGUCUCUCCCUCCCAACUGGAUUGCCUCUCAUUUUAAAUUUAAGUUCAUCAACUGCCUCCCCACGUCCUUAAAUCUUAACUCAGAUUCACAGGUCCAGCUCGUGUGUAUAGUGUAUGUAAUAAAAUCGUAGAGAUUUAUUUAAAAUAA
Perca fluviatilis (European perch) is the source of this 3946-nucleotide messenger RNA. It is a transcript of the gene slc1a9, whose product is annotated as solute carrier family 1 member 9. Gene Ontology annotation, molecular function: L-glutamate transmembrane transporter activity; glutamate:sodium symporter activity; neutral L-amino acid transmembrane transporter activity. Bases 160 to 2124 code for a protein of 654 amino acids. The transcript is spliced from 11 exons. Gene Ontology annotation, biological process: L-glutamate transmembrane transport. Gene Ontology annotation, cellular component: plasma membrane. Lineage: Eukaryota; Metazoa; Chordata; Actinopteri; Perciformes; Percidae. The record is from RefSeq and is a predicted model, not a curated record.